UUAUGGCCACCUCUCGUUGUGGGUGUUGUUGUCCCCUCCGAAGAAAUAGACACUAUUCUCGCUUCGAUUGUGACGACGAAGAGACCCCACUCUUGUCCAGCGGAGAGUCAGACCACCAUGGGGACGUGCAAUCAAGUAGCAAUAAAGAUUAUGAAAGUCUGGAUUAUAAUGAUAAGCUUGUACGCAACCUUCCCUUCGACUUGCUACUACAGGAACAUGAAAGGGACAAGCAUUUCUGGAUCAAGCAGGAGAUUAUGAAAUGGGUGGUCACCUUUAUGAUAGGAGCAGGAACAGGCAUAAUUGCCUUUUUAAUAGACUUCAUAGUGGGAAAGCUGUCUGAAUUAAAGUUUAUGGUGGUUGAAAAAUCCAUUAAUGAGUGUUCAACAGAAGGAUGUCUGGCUAUUUCUCUUCUCUAUCUACUGGCCUUCAAUGUAGGUUUUGUCCUCAUAGCUGCCGUACUCACUGUAAUAGAGCCAAUAGCUGCAGGCUCGGGUAUCCCAGAGAUCAAGUGUUAUUUAAAUGGGAUCAAGAUGCCGAGGGUGGCCAGGAUGAAGACACUGGUGUCUAAGGCAGUCGGAGUGCUCUUCAGUGUGGCUGGAGGUCUGUUUGUUGGCAAGGAAGGUCCUAUGAUCCACAGUGGUGCUAUACUUGGUGCUGGAAUCCCCAUGUUAAGCAGUACAACCUGUAAAUGUGUGGACUGCAGAUAUAAACACUUCAGAACUGACAGAGAUAAAAGAGAUUUUGUGUCAUCAGGAGCAGCAGCAGGUGUGAGUCUCACUUGGCGAUCUUUUUUUUGUGCAAUGUCAGCUACAUACACCCUGAAUUUUUUCCGCUCUGGUGUUGACUCAAAUCAGUGGGGAUACUUCUUCCUGCCGGGACUGGUCAACUUUGGGGUUUUUAAGUGCAAGACAGGUGAUGAGAACUGCUUUCUUUGGACAACGCCAGAUCUUCUCGUGUUUCUUAUCAUGGCUGUUGUUGGUGGCCUUUUGGGGGCGCUGUUCAACCGUAUCAACCAAUCCCUGACUGAGCAGAGGAUGCAGUCUGUGCAGCAGAGAGGCAAAAAGGCCAAGAUCCUGGAAGCUCUGCUGGUGGCCAGUGUCACCACAACCUUGACCUUCAUAGCUGCCAUGACACUAGGGACAUGCAGUCAAAUUAUGAUUCCUAUCACCACCAAUGGCACUAACAGUGGCAGUGAGGGGGUCAGGAAGUUUUUCUGCCCAGACGGGAUGUACAAUGACAUGGCCACGCUGUUCUUUAAUUCAGAGGAGAUUGCAAUCAAGCAGCUUUUUCAUCAAGAUGGACGUUUUGGCAUUUCAACUUUGGGGAUCUUCUUUAUCUUCUUUUUCUUCCUGGCGUGUUGGACGUAUGGCGUGGGGGUGCCCAGUGGUCUGUUUGUUCCCUCACUGCUGUGUGGGGCCUGCUAUGGGAGACUUGUAGCUACUGUCCUGGUAGAUUAUUUCGAAUUUGAACACUCCCACCUUGGCACCUUUGCCUUGGUUGGUGCUGCAGCUUUUCUGGGCGGUGUUGUACGCAUGACAAUCAGUCUGACUGUUAUCAUUAUAGAAGCCACCAAUGAGAUUCAGUACAGUCUGCCCAUAAUGUUGGUCCUUAUGGUAA
Messenger RNA from Lingula anatina, 1617 nucleotides. RefSeq names its product H(+)/Cl(-) exchange transporter 6. Gene Ontology annotation, molecular function: voltage-gated chloride channel activity. Lineage: Eukaryota; Metazoa; Brachiopoda; Lingulata; Lingulida; Lingulidae. Gene Ontology annotation, cellular component: intracellular membrane-bounded organelle; lysosomal membrane. The record is from RefSeq and is a predicted model, not a curated record. Gene Ontology annotation, biological process: transmembrane transport; chloride transport.